Cavenderia fasciculata is the source of this 1320-nucleotide messenger RNA. RefSeq lists its product as uncharacterized. Gene Ontology annotation, cellular component: nucleus. Gene Ontology annotation, molecular function: DNA-binding transcription activator activity, RNA polymerase II-specific; protein heterodimerization activity. Gene Ontology annotation, biological process: regulation of DNA-templated transcription. Lineage: Eukaryota; Evosea; Eumycetozoa; Acytosteliales; Cavenderiaceae. The coding region runs from base 1 to 1320 and encodes 439 amino acids. The transcript is spliced from 2 exons. The record is from RefSeq and is a predicted model, not a curated record.
AUGCAAGAGUAUGGAUUUAUACAAUCUCUACCACACCAACAACCUGAUAACUCAAUCAUUUAUCAUAAUAAUCAUCAAGUAGGCUUUAACUCUAAUAAUAUUAAUAAUAAUAUUACGAAUUUUAAUAAUCAAAGUCAAAAUCAUUUUAAAAAUAAUAGCCAAAUGAAUAAUCACCAAAUCGUGAAUAAAUUGGACCCAAAUUCAAUAUUUUAUUCCAACAACAACAAUAAUAAUAAUAAUCAUAUUUCCAGUUCCAAUCCAUCAUCACCAUAUUCAAAUUUUCUUUCCAAUUCAAUUCAACCUUUAGCUUCUUCUGAUUUAAAUCAACCUUUUGAAUUUAAUCACAUUCAACAAGGACAUGAAUUAAAUAACCAAAAAUACGUUCCUCAAAUUCAACAAAAUCAUCAUUUACCAUUCAUUCCUCAAAACAUUGGGUUUCAAAAAAUCCAAGACCAUCUGUCAUCCUUUGCAUCUUUCAACAAAGUAAUGGAAACUUCAAUGGAUGAAUUUUGGGAUGAUCAAUUUGAAAAAUGCAACUUUUACAAUGAUAAAAAGAAUAUUCUUCCUUUGGCUAGAAUAAAGAAAAUUAUGAAAAGUAGUGAUGAAAUGUCUCAAAAAAGUAUGAUAAGUUCAGAAGCUCCGAUUUUAUUGGCAAAAGCAUGUGAAAUAUUUAUACUGGAAAUAACUAAACGUUCAUGGAUGGUAAAAAAUCAAAGAAGAACUUUACAAACUUGUGAUAUUGCUCAAGCAUUAUCUUAUCAUGAAGUUUUUGAUUUUUUGGUUGAUAUAUUCCCAAGGUCCUUGAAUCAAGUUGGCACAACUACCAAAGGAAAUAUUGUAGUGGCUACCAUCUCACCAAAUACUAAAUCCCCUCAACAAACUCCAACAACAAAAAAACAACCAUUGGUUUCAAAUCAGCACCUACCUUCUGCUGCUGCUGCAAUUGUUUAUCCCAAAGCAAGAGUUGGAACAUCUAUGGUAUCACCCUUUUCUUCACCAUUUCCAAAUUCAAACGCAUCCACUCCAGGAAAUCCCUCACCAAAUCAAACAUUUCAACCUUUAUUAUCACCUCCCUCCCCACACCGCCAACAUGUUUCAACAACCAAUUUAAAUCCUCCUUUGGGUAUCAAUCAAUAUCAUGAGGAAUUUAAUCAUUUCCCUUUGCAUUCCUCUGGUACCAAAAAUGACCCUCACCACCAACUUCAACAACAACAACAUGAGGGCGUUUAUGGCUCAAAUCAAGGUACGGUCAUGCAAUCACUUUACUUUUCUUCAUGCUCUACACCACCACCGCCACCAUCAUCCAUUCACAAUAAUUAA